UAAAGCGCUGCUUGUGCGCGCGAGCCCCGAACCUCGUGCUUUACCCACUGAAUCUGCACUAUUCCAGCCCUAGCAACCUCAAGACAUGGAUUUCCAAUUUACAUUCGGUCCCAACAACGCGUACUUCAUUAAGACCGAUACCAAGUGGGGAUGGAGCGCCGGCUACAAGCUUCCUGAACCUCUCCGUCGCGUCCUUGAAGAUCCAAAUCAUCCAGAAUACAAUCAGUUUCCGUAUGAUGUUGCACUAGCCAUGGAGCCUGGCGUCUAUGCGAUGUGUUGGAGGACAAAAACGGGUCAAGAUUAUUUCGAACCCGACUACCUUGGACCCGCGUAUGCAAAAUUGGCCGAGUUCCUCGCAAAUCGGACGAGUCGGACCACGUUUGGACCGAACCGAAGCUAUUUCUCGACGAAUCAACUCGGUCUGAGCUGGCAGAAUCUCCCGCUUGGGCUCGAAAAAGACAUCAUGAAUCGCAUCAAAGCAGGCCGUCCGCAGAACGUCGCACUGGGAAUGAACGGCAGCUGGGUCGUUCUCUACGAUGAUGGUGUGAUAUCGUACAAUCUCUCCGGAUUGUACCCGGAGCUGAAAAAGAUCCUGGACGACGGAGAGGAUCGAAAACGACGGAAUUCGAUUGUGUUCGUGGCACUGAGCCCGUACAAUGCCACCAACUUCUUUCUCGCCUUUGGGGACAGUUCCACCAUCUUCGAUCUUCCGAACGAGAUGCAUGCAACGGUCCGACAGAUCUGCACGUCUAUCCGCCCGUUGGCAUCAGCAGCGCGACCGCCGGGCGCCCAACCGGACAACAUGAUCGGUGCGGUUGGAAACUUUGCAUUGGCUGUUCAGGCGAACAACGCUAUGAAUUCUCUGUUCUACUACCGCCCAUGAAUCAAUUCCUUUCUUCUCGGAAGAUCAAAUCUGAAUCAAGCACGCAGCUACAACUCGACAUUACGUGAAUGAGGACCCUUCGCCUCGAGUUUGUCACUUUGGGUGUGCAAACAACGGAGGUCGCCAGAUACCCGUCACGGUAUGCUGACGCGUAUACGUGGCACGGGUCGUGACUGUUCCUCGUGAGGACCGCACCGGUAAUCUAUCUGCCCACCUGCGUGGCUUCGACCAGAGCUUAGUCAAGAGAUUGGUCAGUCGUCCACUAAUGCGGGUGAGAUCGGCAUGCGGUUCAGCUAUUUAUUAGCACCGCUGCAAGUAAUGGUACCUCAGCGACUUAAUCGAGUCUUACUUUCUCCUUUCACCUUCUCACCGAUGGCCAGCCUUACUCUCUCGUCGACCGUUCGACUCAACUCGGGCUACUCUAUGCCCUUGUUGGGCUUUGGCGUCUAUCAGAACCAAAAUGCGCGACCGAGCGUCCUGGAAGCAUUCAAAGCAGGAUAUAGGCACAUCGACUCAGCGCAGGUAUACGAGAACGAAGGAGCUGUGGGGGAGGCAGUCAAGGAGAGCUCGAUUCCUCGAGAUGAUCUAUUCAUAACCACCAAAUGUCAUUCCGAGAAGCAUGGUUACGAGAGCACUCUUGCUGGAGUGAACGCAUCGUUGGUCCAGUUCGGAUUUGAUUAUAUCGACCUCUUUCUCAUUCACGAUCCUAUGUCUGGGUCUGAGCGCCGCUUAGCCACUUACAAAGCCCUACUCGAAUCCAAGGCUGCCGGGAAGAUCCGCACUGUGGGGGUGUCCAACUAUGGCGUUCACCAUCUCGAAGAGAUCAAAAAGGCAGGAAUGGAGAUGCCUGCCGUGAACCAAAUCGAGUUGCAUCCCCUCUGCCAACAAAAGGCGAUCGUCGACUAUUGCAAGGCUAACUCGAUCGUGGUCCAAGCGUAUUGUCCCAUCAUUCGGGGGAAGAUGGAUCAUCCAUCAAUCACCAGCAUCGCUGAGAAGCACAAACGCGAGCCCGCUCAAGUGUUGCUUCGGUGGUCAUUGCAGAAAGGCUUCGUUCCGUUGCCCAAGAGCGAAACCCCUUCUCGAAUUCACGCCAAUACUAAAUUGUACGAUUUCCAGCUGGAUGAGGAGGACAUGUCGGCCCUUGAUGCCAUGGAUCAGGGCAAGGACGGCGCUAUCAGCUGGAACCCUGUCAAUGCGCCCUAAAUACGCAAUCUCUAAUAUAUAAUCCAUAUGCCCCC
Messenger RNA from Mycena citricolor, 2121 nucleotides. The record is from the annotation of a GenBank genome assembly. NCBI's taxonomy places the organism in Eukaryota, Fungi, Basidiomycota, Agaricomycetes, Agaricales, Mycenaceae.